AUGGCGGCAAGUCGCUCCAUGGAGUCUCGUACGGGACGCAGCAAACAACGUUACAGUGAAAGCGGCGAACGACUCGUCGCCGGAGUCGUCCCUCUCAAUGCCGCCAAAACACACGUCCUCCUGAUCCAAUCCACCCGUCGCGCCGGCUGGGUUCUACCCAAGGGAGGAUGGGAGUCCGAUGAGAGUUGCACCGAAGCUGCACAGCGCGAAGCUUGGGAAGAGGCGGGAAUCGUGUGCAAUGUCGACUACGACCUGGGCACGAUCAAGGAAACGCGAGCGCCCAAGCAUCUGACUAAGGAGGCGCCCAAAUCCCUCUACCAGUUCUACGAGGUCACUGUCACACGAGAAGAGCCAGACUGGCCCGAGAAGCACAAGAGGAAUCGGCAGUGGGCCAAUUUCGCGGAAGCGUCAGAAGCCAUGAAGGCGCGACCGGAACUGGUCGAAGCCCUCAAACGGUCCACCAUUCAGAAAUAG
This is a messenger RNA of Mollisia scopiformis, 474 nucleotides long. RefSeq lists its product as uncharacterized. The record is from RefSeq and is a predicted model, not a curated record. Gene Ontology annotation, cellular component: cytoplasm; nucleus. NCBI's taxonomy places the organism in Eukaryota, Fungi, Ascomycota, Leotiomycetes, Helotiales, Mollisiaceae. Bases 1 to 474 code for a protein of 157 amino acids. Gene Ontology annotation, molecular function: bis(5'-adenosyl)-hexaphosphatase activity; bis(5'-adenosyl)-pentaphosphatase activity; diphosphoinositol-polyphosphate diphosphatase activity. The transcript has 2 exons. Gene Ontology annotation, biological process: diadenosine hexaphosphate catabolic process; adenosine 5'-(hexahydrogen pentaphosphate) catabolic process; diadenosine pentaphosphate catabolic process.